Messenger RNA from Conger conger (European conger), 1973 nucleotides. RefSeq lists its product as uncharacterized. The record is from RefSeq and is a predicted model, not a curated record. Lineage: Eukaryota; Metazoa; Chordata; Actinopteri; Anguilliformes; Congridae. The coding region runs from base 38 to 1786 and encodes 582 amino acids. The transcript has 18 exons.
CCCAGGUGUAAGGGGACGGGGAAGCACGGAGAGCACGAUGAUGGCGAGCGCUGCAGAGGAGAUCUGUCCCAGCAGUCCCAAUUCUGAAAACGGUGUCACGACCGUUCAUUUUAAAAUCACAAGGAAAAACCAGGACAGACCCUGGAAAGUGAGGUUUAUUUACCUGCAGUGCUAUUUCAUAUCUAUUGCAACCAUUCUUGGAACUGGAAUUUUGGGUCUCCCGGUCACAGUUGCCCAUGCUGGCCUUCUCCCGUUCCUCGUCUCCUUUCUGAUUGGCUUCUUCAUGCAGGGCUUGCUCAUUUACCUGUUUGUGGACCUGCUGCAGAGGUGUAGAGUGUCCCAGGUGACGUCUCGGAAGUGCUCAGUGACGGAGAGAAUACUGAUGCAGGAUGUUGGUGCGGUGGAGCCAGCUGUCACUCAAACAGAGGUCCCGGAGGAGGAAGAGGAGGAGGAGGAGGAGGAAGAUCCUGACAGGGGGCUGCUGCAGAGGGACGCUCCUGAGGGGAACCCGGAGAAGGAUCCGGAACCCAAUCUCCACGUGCUGGGGGUCCUCUUCCUCAGCAAGCCCAUGAGCCACGCCUUCAACUUCAUCCUGCUCUUCCAGUUUGUGUCCAUCGGAAUCAGCUAUGCCCUGGCGGGCAGCGAGGCCUACGCUGAACUCCUGCAGCUCAGCCAUACCUGUGUGAUCCCCGUGUUCACCUGGGGGCUCUCUCUCGCCCUCCUCCUGGCUCAGGCUGCCAUUCAGCCAAUCACCUCCCUGCUGACGCUCCUCAAAGGAACCAUGCUGAUCAUCACUGUGUCUGUGACAUUUGUGGUGGGUUCAGAAGUUCGCCAGGAGACGACGAAUGACUUUUCACAGAUUGGAAAGCCGUUCCUCAUGGGCACUGUGGCUCUGGGUGGGAUCGUUAAUGUGAUGCCCUUCUUAUUCUCUGAAAUUUCCAACAACAGAAAUCAGAUCCUGUGGUUCAGGAGAGCCAUCCUGGGGGGGCUGCUCACCUGCACUGUGCUCAACAUCUUAUGGUGCUGGGCUGUGUUGGAGAUCGUACCCCAGAUGUCUGUUCAGAAAGCCUUAGAAGACGGUAUCUGGAAUAAGAGUGCAUCCCCGCCAACGUACACACUGAUCUACUCCAAUGUGUCCCUGGAGCAGUCGGAGAGAGCCGGGGAGAUAGCUACCAUCCCACUGACGAAGAUUAUUAAUCAGAAGUACAGUCGCUUCUCCUGGGUGGCGGAGCUGAUCCAGACCUUCAUCGCCAUCAGCCUAACAGUCUCUUUUCUGGUGAUGGGAUCUGCCAUGAAGCACACAAUUGAUGGGUUGGUGGCCACUCAUUGGGAUAUGGAUGCAGAAGGCACUUCCAGGAGCUGGGAGAAGAGUCUUCCUCACUUCCUCCAGGGCUGCAACACAAGAAGAUUAGCGAAUGGAUUUAUGUCUCUUCUGGCAUUUGGGCUCAUUUUCCUAGUCGCAGUCUGUGAUCCAAAGGGGUUUGUGGUGAUGCUGGAUAAGGUGGUAUCCUUCUCCCUCAACACUGAGGUGGGCCUCUUCAUCUCCCUCAUGCUCCGGACAUCCAGGUCUGAUGCAUUCAAACACCUCUCUGUGCCUUUGCCCGUCAGUGAGAGAAUGUUCUGGCUGCACAGGAUCCUGCCUGUGUACUUCCUGUUCGCCGUGGGAUAUGACGUGUUCAGCAGUCUAACGGAGGUGGCAGAGAGCUGGAUCCAAACACAGUCUCCGCUCACCAACACCACCCUGUACCAAACACAGUUCCAGAUUACCAACACCUCCCUUCACUAAACACAGUCCCAGAUUACCAACACCUCCCUGUACCAAACACAGUCCCAGAUUACCAACACCUCCCUGUACCAAACACAGUCCCAGAUUACCAACACCUCCCUGUACCAAACACAGUCCCAGAUUACCAACACCUCCCUGUACCAAACACAGUCCCAGAUUACCAACACCUCCCUGUUACCCCCCCCCC